Messenger RNA from Nelumbo nucifera (sacred lotus), 2332 nucleotides. NCBI's taxonomy places the organism in Eukaryota, Viridiplantae, Streptophyta, Magnoliopsida, Proteales, Nelumbonaceae. The record is from RefSeq and is a predicted model, not a curated record.
AAGAUCACCCCUCAUCCCCUCCGUACCGCGCCCGCCAUUCGUUCCCGUCUCUCUGAUCUUCCUGCUGCUCACAUAGAUCGGAUCGGAGAAUAGACGCUGCAAAAUCUGCAUAAUUUUCGCAACUUUUCUUCCACAAAUCCCUAAUAAUCCGUCAUUAGGGCUUCCGAGGUGCUUACAUGUCCGAUCUCUGCAAAUUCGGUGUUCUGAUGGGCUGAUUUGAGAGGGAUGGUGGGUUCUUGAUCUUCCAGCUUAGGGUUUCAAAGAGCAUCGACCAUGCCUUCGGUGCUCGGAGAAUUCAUCCACCGGCGUGAAACGACGAUUCCCUCGGCGACCUCUUUCCAUGGUGGUUCAUGUUCUCAUCGUCUGAAACAGCUUGAGAAAUGGAAUCGGCGUGGUAAUUUGAGUUAACGUUCGGCUUAAUAAUGGCUAUCUUGUUAUUUUAGGGUUUCUUCUUCUUUUCUUCCCGUUUUCGGAUCUGAACGAGAUAAAAAGAAUUAGAGAUCUAGAAAUCACUCAUUGAACAAUCACACUCCAUUUCUUCUUAAAUUGGUUGGGCCAGCACGAUCUUUCAAGGAAGUUGGAAUUUGUGGCUGUUUGGGUGGAUCCAGGUUACCGUUUGGACUUCUCUCUCAUAUAAGAGACCUCUUUUCUUUUUUAACUGUAGAGAGAUAGAAAGACUAGAUAGAGUUUAAAAAGAAAGAAGGAAGCAGAAAGACAUGCUGACAUUUUAGAAAAAAAACGAAUGAUCUCAUUCAGUACAUGCAGAGAACAGGAAGACAUGCUGACAUGCUCGCGAUCUACUGCUCGACUGUUCCUUUUUGCUCCUUUCAGAUCUUUUAUUUGUCAAUACUGACCCUGAUCCCAUUCCUCUGCCAGGAAAUGAGCCCUGUUAAGUACUCAUCAUCCUUUUGGGUUUUGUGCAAAUUCAGUAAUAGUAACUAUGACUAUGAGCUCAAUUACUUUAACAACUGGUUGUUUUGUCUGGCGAUAUGAUUCUUGCUUUGGGUGCUAGAGUUGCUAGUUCAAUUCUCACAGUGCCCUUUCAAUGUUGUAUUGCUAGAACAUGGGCAUGAAGGUGUAAAAGUUGCAUCUAAUCUGCACCUCGAACAUCGGAGGCAUGAUUUGUGAAGAGAUUUGAAUAUCUUAGGCGGCUACUUAUAACCCUUCUUAAGGUCAAGGCAACUAGUUCUAUCAUCCUAGUACCUCGUAUUAUUGAUGGAUGUAGCGGAGAGUGGAAAUUCAGUUUCUAAAUAUGUGGAUAAUCUUCUUGAACUAGAGCAAUCAUGUUUGAAUCUUAACCAAUGCCCUUAUGGUAGCAUGGAAAGCAAUUUGGUAGAGGAACUUGAAAAUGCACCUGGGGUCUUACAUGACGAUGAUCAAGAACUGGUACCAGACAGCGGUCCACUUUUAGGUGGGGAUGAUGAGAUAUACCAUGCAGAUGACAAAACGUGGGGGGAGUUGAAAAUACACCAGCUCCAAUCCUCAAUUUCAACGACCCAGAAGGGUUUGACAAGAUUUGCAACUUUUCCAUGCUCUGGAAUGACAUGUGCUGCAUCUAUGAAUGGGAGAGAGGAAAUACCUGCGCAAAGUUCUACAUUGUCUGGGAAUCCAACCUGUACUCGUUCUAUAUCUCUGCCCACUCCUUUGAAGCUUGUGUCUGCAAUGAAAGGUAGCCGCGAGAAGCAGGGGAUGCCUUUGAAGAAGUUGAAUGUGACAUGGGCUCCCGAUGUCUAUGAUCCACCUGCUACGUCCCUAUCUCACACAGUGAAGAGUCACAACCAACAUCGUUCCAGAGGGAAUAAGAAGAAUGGCAAACACAAGCACAAGAGCAAAUCUUCUCGAGGUAGCGGCAGUGACAAGAAGCAGUCACGCAAAGUUGUCUCAAGCACGGAUACACGUUCGAAGUUGCCGACUAGCAGUGAAAGAUUACUCAUAGGUGGUCUGAGGCAGUCGACUGUGGAGACGGUAGAUUUCGCUACAACUGGUCAGGACACCAAGUGCGGCAGUAGCUUCCUGAGGACGUCGCUAGCUAAGAUGCACAUUUCAGUCGCGGAGGCUACAUAAAAAAGGGCACCUCAUCCAAGUUCUGUUUCCCUAUGCGGAUCUAUGUAAAUAUAUAUAAACAAGUAUAGUUUGGGCGACUAUGCUAUUCUUCACUGGUUGUUAAUAACGAUUUGCUAAUACUCGUCCCUGCACCAUUUUGGUUGUGGAUGGUGAAUUGGUGAAUGCAUUCUGUAAGAUAAUAAUGGUAGAACACUAUAACUCAGGCUAUGUCAUUUUUCGACCAGAGUUUGAUCUUUGCUCGGUUACAAGGGUUUAUUGUGUUGUAAAA